AACAGCAUGGGGCCUGACCAGACUGCGCGGAUGCGCAGGCUGGUCUGGAUCUAUGCUGGUCGCAAACCCACUAUGUUGGUUUUCUCAUGGCACGGCUCAAAUGAUUUUGUCUCGGGAAGGUCUCAUAAGGAAGGAGACCCUAAACUCUAUUCGGGUGUGAAUAAUGAAGUUACACUGACGCAAGAUAAAGAGACACAGACGAUUGGAGAAAUAUUGAAGACAAGUGACCAAUUUCAAGAGGAAUUGAAAUAUCUUUCAAACGAAUUAGAUACCGAAAAAAAGAUGAGACUUGACAUGCAAGAGCUGAUGUUUUGUGGAUGGAGUGAAACAUAUAAUUACAGCAUAGAGAUAUCUAAACUAUAUAUGCAUCGUAACGAGAUGGGUUUGAAGUUUCUACGAUCAAAACUUCUUCGUGUAUACCCACAAUGCUUAUAUGAUGAUAUAUACUCGUAAAUUGAAAGGUGUGAAUUUGAAAAUAGGGAUAAAACACUGUCAGAGCAACUACACAAAAUAGCAUGCAGCUUCACAAGAAAAUUUCAUAUACAUCAACGCAUGGUGUUGGUUGAGAAAAAUAAACACUCGUCGGCGGCCGAUACAAAAUAAAGGAGAAUUAUAAACGUUGCUUCUUCAAAUCUAUUUAAUUUGUGGAUAAUUUAAUAUACUAGAACUUUGGUAAAAUUGUCGUGAAAACGAAGAAAAUUGUACCAUUUCCAGGAAGUUGAGAAAAGCAUGUCGAGUAAAACAUGUAAGACAGUAUCAAGACAGAAUGAAAUCGCAAGAAAGGCACCAAAGCCGGCAGAUUGGAACUUUAGUCGGCUAUUGUUGUACAUUGCAAGAAACCUUUCUGACAAAGAACUUUCAAAUCUGAAACAGAUGGCAGUUGGAAACGGGCUCCUUCAUGAAAAUCAAGUUGAGAAACUCACCUCGUGCAUGGACUUAUUUUCUGCUCUGCGUAGCAUGCAGUAUAUGGACAGCAAGAAUAUGACAUGCUUGCAGCAAAUGCUGAUGCUGAUUGAAAGAAAGGAUCUAAUUCUCAAAGCCAUUGAAUACUGUCAAAAAGAAGAAGACGGCGAAAUGGCGCGAAUGCUCAAAGCGUCUGACGAAGACUUAGAAUACGGGCACAGUUACGCUCGAUUUCAUUUUGACAACCUGGAAUCCAUUGACUGCAAUGUGAAUUUUAUCAGCUAUUUCAAAAUGAGAAUAUCUUCACUGCUUUUCGUCCCCCCUGAUCAUGUCAUAGUAUCCGGUGUUGAGGAAACCUGUGAAAACGAAGAAAAAACUCUAAACCCGUACCUUGGCAUUAUUAUAACUCUCAUGAUACCAGAUAUGUUUAUAUCAAUCUUACAAACCAUGCUAGAAGACGGGAAAAGGAUGUCAGCAAUUCGCCUUUUCGGAGUAAAGGAAGUGGUGAUUCAAAACAAGACAUAUUCACUGACUGAAGGCAGUGUACAUAGACGACAUUUUGGUCCACAUGAAUUACAUACAGAUCUGAUCCACGAGAAAUUGCUUGAUAGAGAAAGAAAGCCAGAACUUUGGGACAGGCAACUUGAAAACAAAGACAACUUUUCAAACAAUGGACAUCUUGAUAAUACCUUUAAUGAAAAACUGUCAAGAAUAAAUCAGAAGUCAGGCAUGUCGAUAACGCUUUGGAAAAACUUUGGUAUAGUAAAUGAAAAAUCAACUAAACCACAGACUAGCCACGACGAACUGCAGAGGCAAUGCCUGUAUGCAAAGGUCACUCGGCUUUAUCCCCAGCUAACCUACGAGCAAACCCCAAAACAGAAAGAAAAACAGAACAAUGGAAAUACUGAACAAUGAAAACAAUGGUAUAGAAAUAAUUACUGCAUACAUGAUUGAUGUUUCAAAUUUUAUAGUUCAUAGUUAGAAUUAUUGUAUAAACGUUUGCUAUCUUGAUAAGUAAGAUGUCUCCGUAUGCAUCAGAAAUACCAUAUUAAUAAGUGUCAUUCUUCACAUAUAUUAUUUUCUGAAAUCAGAGUUUUCGUAAUUGCAUGCCAGCAUUAAGUAAAAUUCAAGUAAUUAAUACUCAAAACCAUAGAAUUUAGGGACAGUUUAGUUCAUAGCAUAUAACAACAUUAAUAAAAUGAUAUAAGUACAUAAAGGCAUUACCUCACUAGCAGAUCAUUUUCUCAAAAAUCGUGUUUAUUUCAGCACUGAAUAUUAUAGAAGUCAUUUUAUCUUUGUUAAGCUAGUAUUUGAUAUCACAAAUGUUAUCGGCUAUAAAGUUCAGUGUAUAUAAAUUUAAAAAUAAUGUUAAGAAGUUAAUACUUUCUGCAAGACCACUUAGUUAGGUUAGUUAGUAAGACUACUUAGUGAGUGUUUGUGCUAAAACAUUCAGGUGAACAUCGAAAUUAGGAUAUUAACGUAUAUGAUUUUUACAAGCUGUUUACCAGUGUUAUCUAUGUAGGUCUUUUAUCUGCAAUGUGUAAACUACAGUAAAAGUCAUUCUAUAUCAGUUUUGCACUGCGUGAUUAACACUGUAAAAUAACUUCAAAUCUUAACAGCCGUGGUGUAUGUUUAAAAAGAUGCGGCCUAAACUUUAUUGAAGUAGUUUGAGUUUAAUUUUUAUUUCCCAUUUCUGUCAAAGGGGAGUAAUUUCAGAAAGUCUGACCUAAGGCUUGAAAAUGCCGGGCCUCCUAAAACUGAUAACAUUAAUAGUACUUAUAGUAGUAUGCAGACAGUAGUAGAUAAUAUAAUAUCUUAUUACUGUAUGGUUUGUCUUAGUAAUGUUUUAAUGAUACAGGGAUUAUGAAAUAUUUGUUUGUUUGGUUUAACGUCGCACCGACACAAUUAUAGGUUAUAGGGCGACCUUCCAGCUUUGAUGGAGGAGGAAGACCCCAGGUGCCCCACCGUGCAUUAUUUCAUCACGUGCAGGUAACGGGGUAGAACCACCGACCUUCCACAAGCCAGCAGGAUGGCUUCCUCACAUGAAGAAUUCAAGGCCCCGAGUGAGGCUCAAAUCUACAUCGAAGAGGGGCAAGUGAUUGGAAGUCAGCGAUCUUAACCACUCGGCCACGGAGGCCCCUAGAAGUAUUAUGUAUUACUUUUUUAAAAUGUAUGAAACUUAGGUUGUUAAGAUCUGCAAGAAAUUUCGUUGAUACAGUUAGUAGCGUUACGUCGAAACAGAAGUGUCCAUAUUUCUAAUAACAGAAAUGGGUGUAACAUGAAUGUAAACAAAGAACAGGUGUUCUAUUUCAAAUAACGGUCAUGGGGAUGAGAACUGGAAACAUAGAAUUGUUAUCUUAUCAUGAGUUAAGAAACUGUUUACUUUCAUAAAUAGAUAUCAGAAAAAAAUAGAAAAUGUAAUUGUUUGCAAAUGCAUUUACAUGUAUUUAAAGCUAUACGCUGAGUCUAUAAAUGCAACAAAAACAAUAGUUUGUCAUAACUGGUCCACUUCGUGUUUAUGCAAACAACAUAGAGUGAAGACGGGUUCUUUUAAGAGUGCAAAUACUGAUCACCCUAUUUAGAUAAUUUAGAGAUGGUACAUACCCAAGAAGAUUCAAGGGGUGCAACUCUGAAUUGACUAAUAAACUGAAGCCGGUAUAGAAAUAGUGAUAAAAAGUGAAACAAGAACUAAACAGCCCAUUUUCCAAACAAAUGAUCAGACAGGCAAAAUAUGACACACAUUUGUUUAAAACUCUUUAUCGCCAUAUAAAACAUGAAUACCUUUUCAUGGCUUAUUUUAUAAGCUUUCCCGAGGCCCAAGCAGAAAGAUUAGCUGCAUUAAAUCUAACAUUUCAUCAAUUUGAUUGAAAUAAUGUUACGACUUAGAAAAAAAUAAAUGCAAAUAUUUAAAGAGUUUUUAUUUUUAGCUGGAGACAUUUGCUUUUAGUGAGGAUAACCUUAUUUAGAAUAAAAACCAAAUAAAAAGUUACAAUAAAAGAGAUAAAACCUG
Molecule: messenger RNA, 3913 nt
Organism: Mercenaria mercenaria
Lineage: Eukaryota; Metazoa; Mollusca; Bivalvia; Venerida; Veneridae
Exons: 8
Coding region: 730-1818 (362 amino acids)
Biological process (GO): regulation of apoptotic process
Molecular function (GO): protein binding
Source: RefSeq, a predicted model, not a curated record